Molecule: messenger RNA, 1353 nt
Organism: Carassius carassius (crucian carp)
Lineage: Eukaryota; Metazoa; Chordata; Actinopteri; Cypriniformes; Cyprinidae
Product: heterogeneous nuclear ribonucleoprotein C-like
Exons: 9
Coding region: 186-1067 (293 amino acids)
Cellular component (GO): nucleus
Molecular function (GO): RNA binding
Source: RefSeq, a predicted model, not a curated record
GGCGGGGCCUGUUUGCAGUGCGUAUUUGCGCGACGCCAUUUCGUGCCUCGUCUGUUGGUCGGUGUCUGCUGCACGCGCUGGUACGGACUGUAUCCACAAAACAGUACAGCACCGAAUUUUAAUCAUUUUUAGUCUUAAACUCCCGAAUCAGGCAGACAGACGACUCGACCUGAAAUACAGACAGAAUGGAACAUUCCCCCACAACCAGCAGCCUGAUGGCCAGCAACGUCACCAACAAGACAGAUCCGCGUUCGCUGAACUCCCGUGUCUUCAUCGGGAACCUCAACACCAUGCUGGUGACCAAGGCUGAUGUGGAGGCCAUCUUCAGUAAGUACGGGAAGAUUGUGGGUUGCUCUGUGCACAAAGGUUUCGCCUUCGUCCAGUACGCCAACGAGAGGAACGCCAGAGCAGCAGUCGCUGGCGAGGAUGGGCGGAUGAUCGUCGGACAGGUGCUCGAUAUAAAUCUGGCUGGGGAGCCAAAACCCCAUCGGCCAAACACUACUAAGCGCUCUGCAGGAGAUAUGUACAGUCCUUCAUUUGAUCUGGACUAUGACUUUCAGAGAGAUUACUAUGACAGGAUGUACUCGUACCCGUCGCGUGUCCCCCCACCCCCUCCUCCUCCGCUCUCACGGCCGGUGAUUCCCUCCAAACGUGCGCGAGUGAGCGUGAGCGGUGGCAGCCGCAGGACCAAGAGCAGCUUCUCCUCUAAGAGCAGCCAACGCACGUCCCGCACCAUGAGAGUUGAUGAUCUACAAACCAUUAAGAAGGAACUGACUCAGAUUAAACACAAAGUGGACUAUCUGCUGGAGAGCCUGGAGCGCAUGGAGAGAGACCACAGCAAGAAAUCAGAGGUGAAGAGCUCUAAACCAGAUGAAGUCUCACCACAGCACUCCAGCAGCAAGAAAGAGCGCGAGACCUCAGAAAUGAACGAAUAUGAGGACGAGGGAGACCUACUAGAGGAAGAGGAGAUCAAGAGUCGAGGAAGGGAGGAUGAUGAUGAAGAAGAGGAAGGUGAGCAGGAGGAAGGAGAGGAUGAUGGGGACAGCGCCAACGGAGACCAUUCUUAAACACUGCAGACACAGACACACAUGCAUGCUCCCCGUGAGAUGUAGAGUAGAUCCUCUGACCUUCAACGCACACUUAGUUUUAUUUUAGAAGUCCAGAGCAAUAACUAAGACUCUGUGGAUCAUGAAAAUGACACUUUUUAGAGAAGCCGCGUAAACCCCUGAGUCAAGCCAGCUUUCCAUGACAUCUCGUAAUUCUUGAAUUUAUAACGGUUGAAUGCUCUAGGUUUGAGAAAAUACUUUAGAUUGCAGUGAAAUAAAUCUCCUUCAUUGGUGUGACAUUGAACAA